Messenger RNA from Protobothrops mucrosquamatus (brown spotted pit viper), 1267 nucleotides. RefSeq names its product centromere protein S (gene CENPS). Gene Ontology annotation, molecular function: protein heterodimerization activity; chromatin binding. Gene Ontology annotation, biological process: replication fork processing; resolution of meiotic recombination intermediates. NCBI's taxonomy places the organism in Eukaryota, Metazoa, Chordata, Lepidosauria, Squamata, Viperidae. The record is from RefSeq and is a predicted model, not a curated record. Gene Ontology annotation, cellular component: FANCM-MHF complex; Fanconi anaemia nuclear complex. The transcript has 5 exons. Bases 55 to 450 code for a protein of 131 amino acids.
GGCGCCGCCUGAGGCGAAAAAAAGGCGGGAAACGUGCCCGCCAUUUUGGCCGCCAUGGACAUUGAGGAUCAGAGGUUGAAAGCAGCUUUUCAUUACACUGUUGCCUGCUUGUGCGAAGAAGUUGCUGAAGAUAAAAACAUAAAGAUUAGCAAACAGACCAUUGCAGCUAUUUCUGAGAUCACCUUUAGGCAAUGCGAAAUGUUUGCAAAGGACCUUGAAAUGUUUGCCAAGCAUGGAAAACGGAGCACCAUUAAUGUUGAAGAUGUGAAACUUUUGGCUCGGAGGAGCAACUCAUUGUUGAGGUAUAUUACUCAGAAGAGUGACGAGCUUUCCUUGAAUAACCUGGAACAAAAAGAGAAAAAGAAAAAAAAAUCCGCUGCUAAGAAAGGAGGAAGAGAUUCGAACGAAGAACCUGUGGCAAUCGAGAAUGAAGAUUCCAACAUGGCAUAAAACUCACCCUUGCUGGUUUCCAGAUGGGGAUUUCUCACGUUCAUUGUGGAACCCAGAUCCUCAGUGCCGCCUUGCCUAGAUUACAAUUCUAUUUUUUUUUAAUAUUUAAAUAAGCACAAUGUAUUUGGAAAAUAAACAUUGGGAAAAGAAAAAUAUACCUGAAUGGGGAACUUGGAUGAUUGCCUGGAGUGAGUUAUUUAAGAUGAGAGGGGCCCACCAGAAGGAUGAUGAUUGUACUUCCUUAUAAACAACAAAAGGGGCUUUUAGUUCUUACUGGACAAACACAAAAUCUUCAGGGCUUUACACUGUCUUAAUUUUCUUAGGAAGAAAAGUUAGUGGCUGGAAAUUGGACAAGUCAUAGCAUCCACCACCAAUAAAGCUACAGGCACCGGAGGAGAAUAAGGAAUAUAUAUAUAUAUAUCUUGAGAACUUUCCUGAGUUCACACAGGAAUAGUUCCUGCCCCUUCUCAAAAACAACUUAGGCAUAUUUCCACAUUUGAAUUGUCCUGGAUCAUCCUAAAUAUUCAGUUGAGCCAAAAAGCUCAGUUAUUUUGUUCCUCAGCACUAAUACUUCAUUUUUCAUAUCCUACUAAGCCACAGUUCUUAAACUGGGUUCUGUUGAAUAAGACAGUUGGCUCUCUUUGCGCUGAAGAACAGGUUUUCAAGUUUUCACAAAAUUGGUCAAACCACAUUUAUAGUUCAAAGUGAUACAUGUAACCCCCACCCAUCACUGGGUGGCAUUUUCUUUUUGAACUGGACAGUUCUAUUUUGCAGUUAAUAAAGCAUAUUAAUAACAAUGGAACAAAGUUAAUAAAUA